Messenger RNA from Mercurialis annua (annual mercury), 1285 nucleotides. RefSeq names its product malate dehydrogenase, cytoplasmic. The record is from RefSeq and is a predicted model, not a curated record. The transcript is spliced from 7 exons. Gene Ontology annotation, biological process: malate metabolic process; oxaloacetate metabolic process; tricarboxylic acid cycle. Gene Ontology annotation, molecular function: L-malate dehydrogenase (NAD+) activity. Lineage: Eukaryota; Viridiplantae; Streptophyta; Magnoliopsida; Malpighiales; Euphorbiaceae. Bases 103 to 1101 code for a protein of 332 amino acids.
UAAAUACUGUCGCUUCGUACUCUCCUUGUAAGCCGAUCAAAACUAAUCUACUCUCAGUUGCUAUUACCAAUCCUUAAUCAGUUGUUUCUUUGAUCUCUAUCAAUGGCGAAGGAACCAGUUCGCGUUCUUGUCACUGGAGCUGCAGGACAAAUUGGAUAUGCCCUUGUUCCCAUGAUUGCUAGGGGAGUAAUGCUUGGUCCUGACCAACCUGUGAUCCUCCACAUGCUUGAUAUCCCACCUGCAGCUGAGGCAUUGAAUGGUGUUAAGAUGGAGUUGGUGGAUGCUGCUUUUCCACUUCUCAAAGGUGUUGUCGCUACAACGGAUGUUGUUGAGGCAUGCACUGGAGUGAACAUUGCAGUCAUGGUUGGUGGUUUCCCCAGGAAAGAAGGAAUGGAGAGAAAAGAUGUCAUGUCAAAAAAUGUUUCAAUCUACAAUUCACAGGCUUCUGCACUUGAGAAGCACGCUGCUGCUAAUUGCAAGGUUCUGGUUGUCGCCAACCCUGCAAACACAAAUGCACUGAUUUUAAAGGAAUUUGCUCCAUCCAUCCCUGAGAAAAAUAUUACUUGCCUGACCAGGUUGGAUCAUAACCGGGCACUUGGUCAAAUCUCAGAAAAAUUGAAUGUCCAAGUCUCUGAUGUUAAGAAUGUCAUAAUUUGGGGAAAUCAUUCAUCAACUCAGUACCCUGAUGUCAACCAUGCGACAGUGAAGACACCAUCUGGCGAGAAGUCUGUCAAGGAGCUCGUUAAUGAUGAUGAAUGGUUGCAUGGAGGUUUCAUCUCUACGGUCCAGCAACGUGGUGCUGCAAUCAUCAAAGCUAGAAAGUUGUCAAGUGCACUCUCAGCUGCCAGUUCUGCUUGUGACCACAUUCGUGAUUGGGUUCUUGGAACUCCUGAGGGCACUUGGGUUUCCAUGGGAGUUUACUCCGAUGGAUCAUACAAUGUUCCAGCUGGGUUGAUUUAUUCUUUCCCUGUCACAUGCCAAAGUGGGGAAUGGAAAAUUGUUCAAGGGCUCAGCAUUGAUGAAUUUUCAAGGAAGAAAUUGGACUUGACCGCAGAGGAACUUUCAGAAGAAAAGGCUCUAGCUUACUCAUGUCUCUCGUAAGUGCAUCAAUGGUGUAGCAAGUGGGCCUCAAUCGACGUUUUCCUCGUCGAGGCAUAGUUACAGUUUUGAAUAAAGCCUUUGUAUUUUGAAUUUUACUUUGUUUAUGGCUUUAAUGAAUUUGAGUUGGCUACUUCUUAUAUGAUGAAUUGUUGGGACAAUUAUGAUAAUUUCACAUGGUUAUUUA